AUGGGCUCCUCCUCGCUCCUCCUCUUCCCCUCGUCCUCGUCCGCCGCCGCCGCACCCGCCUCUUUUACUGCCGCUACUCAUGCCACCGCCACCGCCGCCUCCUCCUCCUUAUUGCCGCCGCUCCUCCCCCAACAAUCCCACCACCACUUCCUACAAGUCCUCCACCACCACCUAGGCCAGCAGCAACAACACUCCUCCUCCGCCGCAGCCGCCAUGGUCCGCAAGCGCCCCGCGCCCGACGUGGACCUCCCGCCGCCGCGCCGCCACGUCACGGGCGACCUCUCCGACGUCACUGCCGGCGCCGGCGCCGCUGGUGCGCCCCCGCCGCCGCUGCCGCCGUCCUCCGCCAGCGCGCAGCUGCCCGCACUGCCCACCCAGCUCCACCAGCUGCCGCCCGCGUUCCAGUUCCAGGCGCACGCGCACCACCAGGCCGGCGCGGAGGUGAACGUCCCCGCGGCGCACCCGCACGCGCACGCGCAGGCAGCCGACGUGGCGGCGGCGGCGCCCUCCACGACGGCGUGGGUGGACGGCAUCAUCCGCGACAUCAUCGGGAGCAGCGGCGGGGCCGGGGUGUCCGUGGCGCAGCUCAUCCACAACGUCCGCGAGAUCAUCCACCCCUGCAACCCCGGCCUCGCCUCCCUCCUCGAACUCCGCCUCCGCUCCCUCCUCGCCCCAGCCGACCCCGCGCCGCUGCAUCCACCUCUCCUGCACGCCGCCCCGCACGUCGCCGCGCUCCCUCCCGCUCCACCGCCGCCGCCGCUUCAUUCCGCAGACAAGCAGUGUCCGCCGCCGCAGCAGGAGCAGGAGCCCAACAACCCGCCUGCGCCGUCGCAGUCGCCCAAGACCCCUACGGCCGAGGAGACCGCGGCGGCGGCGGCGGCGGCGGCGGCGGCCGCCAAGGAGUUGAAGGAGGAGCAGCGGCGGAGGCAGCGCGACGAGGAAGGGCUCCACCUGCUCACCGUGCUGCUGCAGUGCGCGGAGGCCGUGAACGCGGACAACCUCGACGACGCGCACCGGUGGCUGCUGGAGAUUGCAGAGCUAGCCACGCCGUUCGGCACCUCCACGCAGCGCGUGGCCGCCUACUUCGCCGAGGCCAUGUCGGCGCGCCUCGUGAGCUCCUGCCUGGGCAUCUACGCGCCGCUGCCACCGGGGAACCCCGUCGCGGCGCGCCUGCACGGCGGCCGCGUCGCCGCGGCCUUCCAGGUGUUCAACGGCAUCAGCCCCUUCGUCAAGUUCUCGCACUUCACCGCCAACAAGGCCAUCCAGGAGGCGUUCGAGCGGGAGGACCGCGUGCACAUCAUCGACCUCGACAUCAUGCAGGGGCUCCAGUGGCCGGGACUCUUCCACAUCCUCGCCUCCCGCCCCGGCGGCCCGCCUAGGGUCAGGCUCACCGGCCUGGGGGCGUCCAUGGACGCGCUCCAGGCCACGGGGAAGCGCCUCUCCGACUUCGCCGACACGCUCGGCCUGCCCUUCGAGUUCUGCGCCGUCGCCGAGAAAGCCGGCAAUGUUGACCCGGACAAGCUCGGCGUCACGCGGCGGGAGGCCGUCGCCGUCCACUGGCUGCACCACUCGCUCUACGACGUCACCGGCUCCGACUCCAACACGCUCUGGCUUAUCCAAAGGCUGGCCCCGAAGGUGGUGACAAUGGUGGAGCAGGACCUGAGCCAGUCGGGUUCCUUCCUGGCGCGGUUCGUGGAGGCCAUCCACUACUACUCGGCGCUGUUCGACUCGCUGGACGCGAGCUACGGCGAGGACAGCCCCGAGCGGCACGUCGUGGAGCAGCAGCUUCUGUCGCGGGAGAUCCGCAACGUGCUGGCCGUCGGCGGCCCCGCGCGCACGGGCGACGUCAAGUUCGUCGGCAGCUGGCGGGAGAAGCUGGCGCAGUCCGGGUUCUGCGCGGCGUCGCUCGCCGGCGGCGCCGCCGCGCAGGCGUCGCUGCUGCUGGGAAUGUUCCCCUCCGACGGGUACACGCUGGUGGAGGAGAACGGCGCGCUCAAGCUCGGGUGGAAGGAUCUCUGCCUGCUCACCGCCUCCGCCUGGCGCCCGAUUCAUCAGGCCCCGUGCCGUUAA
This is a messenger RNA of Miscanthus lutarioriparius, 2070 nucleotides long. Lineage: Eukaryota; Viridiplantae; Streptophyta; Magnoliopsida; Poales; Poaceae. The record is from the annotation of a GenBank genome assembly.